AUGGCUCUCAGAUCUAUUAGCUUUGCUCAUCAUACCAGCUUUCCAAAGAGCGAGGAAGACUAUCAAGCCCGACGAAAAGAGUACAUCAGAAACUCUCUGUUAAGAAAAGCCAAUCUCAACAAAGUCCUCCAAGUAGCCGACCAAUCAGAAAAGAACCGCGAAGGAAUGGUCCAACUCAGAAGAACCAUCCUAGAUACCGACCUAUCAGUGGUCCAAAACACGGUCACCUACGCCGGCAACAUCGUACGAGACAUCGAGUGCAUCGAACAGGCACAGAACGAUGUUGAUACGCAUGUAGAUGCGUGGAAGUCUACAUUUCGGAAGCUGUACAGGGUGUCUUUUGACGACCGGGAGGAUGUUUUGAAGGCACCGCAGGCUUUGGUCGAUACGUGCAAUAUGCUCUGGACUUCGAAGGUGGUGUAUCCUUGGGCAGAGCAUGAUGAGGUUGCCCGGUAUUGUGUCACGUUGGAUGAGCUUAUCUUUGGGUGGGAGGUUGCAAGGAGGGAGGAAAGGGGUGAUGAGUAUUGGGAUAUGGAGCAUGUUGUUUCUACGUUUAACGAUGUGAAAGCGUGGUAUGAGUAUGGGGUUUAUGGGAUUCCGGAGUGA
Aspergillus chevalieri is the source of this 606-nucleotide messenger RNA. RefSeq lists its product as uncharacterized. The record is from RefSeq and is a predicted model, not a curated record. Bases 1 to 606 code for a protein of 201 amino acids. NCBI's taxonomy places the organism in Eukaryota, Fungi, Ascomycota, Eurotiomycetes, Eurotiales, Aspergillaceae. The transcript has a single exon.